GAAGAAACACGCCGCGAGUCCCGCACCGUGAUUGGCCCAAACUCUACGCGAGUAAAAAACCGUCACACCCCGGAAGAAUGACAUGUUUAUUGAAGCGAACGUUUGAGGUAUCUUAAUGCAAAAAAGAUACAAACGUUGAAUGGACCAUAAUGGCGUCUUACUUUGAAGAACAUGACUGUGAGCCCACUAACCCAGAGGAACAGUACCGUCAGAACGCCCUGCUCGAGCUGGCCAGGUCUUUGAUGCAGGGCUUGGACCUGCUCGACUCGGGCGUGUUUGACUUGUCAGACUGGGACCAACGUCUCCCGCCUCCGGCUGCCAAGACCGCCGUGCAGACCCUCACCGUGGUAGUCAUCUCUCCAGAACAAGCAGACAAAGGUGUGAAGUGUCCAGUUUGUUUGCUGGAGUUUGAGGAACAAGAAACGGUUCGUGAGAUGCCCUGCAAACACCUUUUCCACUCGGGGUGUAUAAUGCCCUGGCUGGGCAAGACCAACUCCUGUCCACUGUGUCGACUGGAACUGCCAACUGACAAUCCAGAGUAUGAGGAGUUUAAGAAAGAUAAGGAGAGAAGAAAACAGAGAGAACACCGGCUGGAGGAUCUACACGGAGCCAUGUACACAUGACGUGACGAUGCUGCGGUGCAAGUUGGUAGCACAGUGACAUAUUUUACGGAAAAUUAUAAAAGUAUAAAUGAACAAAAAAAGAGAAAGCUUCAGGGAAUACAUAAUGCUGCAUUCGUGCCAUUUCGUGCAGAAUGUGAUUAUAAGCAUGUAGCUGGUAAAACAUUUGUCAGCCUCAUAUUUGUAACUAUGAGAAAUAUCUAUAGUGUCUAUCCAUUAGCAAAAUAUAAUAAUGGAACUAUCAAGAAAUGAAAAUGCUUACGUCAUCAGGAGCUCCUUGUAAAUCAAAUCCAAUAUGACAAAUUUCUAACAGUAAAAAAUAGCUAGUCUAAUAUUCAAUAUAUGUAUCCGUUGUGACCGUCAGCAUUUGGUGAUAAACCUGGUGGACUGACGAGGGUCCUCUCCCGUGUGAGAGUCGGAGGGUUCAGAGUCAUUGAAAAUGAAAAUGCAAAUUGGGCAAAAAAAAUUUUCUCAUUAGUUAGAAUGAAUAUUUUAAGACGAGACUUUCCUCUCUGAAGCUCCUCACUUCAGUCUCUUUGUUCCUUUUCUUUCUUUUUUUCAUAAAUCCAUGAGCUUUAAAUGCAUUAAAAGAAAAAUCUGUUCAUCUGUUUUUGUUCAAUGAAUAUGAAUUAUUUAAAGAUAAAAAUAUAUUUAGCAGUGAAUCACAAAAGUAUUUAAAUCAGAAUUUUGAUUUUCAAUAGCAGCCCAGCAGUAUAAUUAAAUAAUAAUAAUGGUAUGCGCUUCCAUUUCUGGGUCCUCGUUAAAGAUGGGUCCAAAAAAAAAGAAAUGUCAAAAAUGAAUUAUAUUUUCACACCUGACCUAACUCUUAUCUCUCUCUUAACGAGAGCCACAGAAGACAUGUUACGACUGGGGGAGUUGUAACACGUCCGACUCAUGUGUUAAGCUGUUUUCCCCCCUGACCUCGUCCCACAAUACACAAAAACAAUAGUCUGGAUUCUUUCGACGGGGACUUGGGUCUGGUGACAGUGCCCGUGUGUAGACCGAUGCCCUGCUCCGACACUUUUUAACCAGCAGUAUGUAUAGUAUGUUGGCCCUUCUUAAUGUCGCGUGCUUUGUCAAAAGUUGUUUCUAUUUCUGCUUGCAAAUAAAUACACCUUUUUUAAAUAUA
Molecule: messenger RNA, 1749 nt
Organism: Scophthalmus maximus (turbot)
Lineage: Eukaryota; Metazoa; Chordata; Actinopteri; Pleuronectiformes; Scophthalmidae
Gene: rnf181
Product: ring finger protein 181
Exons: 6
Coding region: 150-623 (157 amino acids)
Biological process (GO): protein ubiquitination
Cellular component (GO): cytoplasm
Molecular function (GO): ubiquitin protein ligase activity
Source: RefSeq, a predicted model, not a curated record